UGAUCGGAAUUUCCGGGUUUUUUAAAACAUCAUUUUCUUACGCAAUUUUUUUCUAAUUUAACCGAAUGCAUUCUUAUCUUGGACACCCUGUAGAAUUUUUCUUUUGCCGGAAAUGCAAAACGUAAUUAAUAGAUAAACGGAGGAGAUUUACCGGUAGUUACAGAGAGAGUUUUUCACAUUCGAUCUUGUUAGUUACUUGCCAUGCCCCGAGGGAAAAAUUAAUAAGAAAAAGUGCAACGUUUGCGGAAAGACCGCACUAGGAAUAUCGCGAAUUUGCACAACGUAACCGAGUUUCCCGAUUAUAGUCAUAAAAACCAAUCCGCGAAUUAUCUCAAAUGAACCGGUCUUGUCAAGGUUACUAUUACGUUCUUAUAAAUUCGAAAUUAAGCAGCAUCAACGAAUUAAUCACCGAGAUGUCUCUCAAAGCGCUUGUCGUAUGGGUCGUAUUAGACAUAACUGUGCAGACACUAUCAGAAACCGAUCUGUUACCAUCACGGGCGUACUGCGGGCUCCAACACUCAGACGAUUACGUGCGGGACAACCCCGGAAUUUCCCUUGACGAAUUUCCAUGGAUUGCGCAGUUGGUGUACAAGGAUAAUACCGUGAAAUGUGCCGGAUCUUUGAUUAACCAUCGCUACGUACUGACGGCCGCACACUGUCUGAUAUCCCGCUAUUCCCGAUUAACAGGGAUCCGGUUAGGUGACUAUGAUGUAACGACAGAUAAGGAUUGCGUUAAUGGGACUCGAUACGGUGUAGAAUGUAGCGAUCCGGUUGAGGAAGUCGGUGUGGAAAAGCUGUCCGCGCAUCCAGGAUAUCGCCCCCGGUCCGGUGAAAACGAUAUUGGACUGAUCCGCCUCUCCAGAGAGAUAAACUAUUCAGAGUUCAUACGUCCAAUAUGUCUUCCGGAGGCGGCCAACCAAGAUUUAAAACACGGAGUGCGACUGGCUUCGUGCGGUUGGGGACUCACGACGUACGAGGGAGAAACGACCAAAGUAAAAAAGAAGAUUUCGGCGCAUUUACUUCCUCUAGACACGUGUACUAUACUUUUUAAUCAUAGCAGCAAGGUGAUCACCGCUAACCAUUUGUGCGUGUCAGAGGAACUUGAAGGUUUUACUUGCCAAGGUGAUAGCGGAGGUCCGUUAAUGUUAUCCGUUAAGAAUCAGUGGGAUGGUGUUGGCUUGGUUUCCUUUGGUUAUCCUUGUGGAACCGAUUAUCCUGCUGUCUAUACAAAAGUAUCCGGUUAUCUAGAUUGGAUUAAACAAACUAUUUACAAAUAGGUAGUAGUUUGUUGUGAAAAUGACGUCUUUGUGUGUACACUGCAACUAUCAUUGAAAUAAAGGUCAUAUUUUAAAUACUA
Photinus pyralis (common eastern firefly) is the source of this 1357-nucleotide messenger RNA. RefSeq names its product phenoloxidase-activating factor 3-like. Gene Ontology annotation, biological process: proteolysis. The coding region runs from base 336 to 1277 and encodes 313 amino acids. Lineage: Eukaryota; Metazoa; Arthropoda; Insecta; Coleoptera; Lampyridae. The record is from RefSeq and is a predicted model, not a curated record. Gene Ontology annotation, molecular function: serine-type endopeptidase activity. The transcript is spliced from 4 exons.